Messenger RNA from Vitrella brassicaformis, 717 nucleotides. The record is from the annotation of a GenBank genome assembly. NCBI's taxonomy places the organism in Eukaryota, Vitrellaceae.
GCCUCCCUGAGUCUUGGAGGACAAUGCCACCCCGUCAGUGUGUUGUUUUGGCGACGAUCUACAUUGCGCUGGGCUGCCUCCCAGCAGCUCUGGGCUGGUGCCACAAUGUCACCGCUGGAGUGCGUGGCGGCAGUGCUGGUGACGCCGGCCAGGGCUUCCUACGGCUUCGAAACAAGACGCCGGUCCCUCACACUCUCUGGGGUACGCCCGUCGUGAGCAAUCAAGGGCACGACAAACCGAACGAGUCUGUUUGCAAUCGAUGCAAUGAAUGUUCUUUUUUCGGUAGCAUGCCACUCCCCCAUUCACGGCAGGAACAUAGUGAUCCGCAGGCUCGAGGGGACCGACAACAGUGAUCUCAUCUCUGUGUACGACACCCCAGACUGGUCGGUGGAGUGCAAGUGUCGUUGUGGGCAUCACAGAGAUGCAUCCACAGAGGUCAUGAUGUCUCCCUCCGUUGUGUUGUCUCCAUGGAUACAGGUGGACGAUUGGCAACGGAGUUGCGCUCGUUGAUUUAGACCUCGACGCGGAGCUGCCGCGGAAGCUCGUCGGAUACCUGAGAGACGACAAGAAGGUGCAGUUUGAGAGGGCUAAUGACUCCAUCGUCGCGGAUGGGCGCGACUUUGACAAACCGCAGCAUGACGAUCCCUUGGCCUGGAAGGACCUUGUCGAUUCCCCGGUGCCUGAAUUUCUGGCAGCUGAAUCUCUCUGACAUUGAAC